Molecule: messenger RNA, 961 nt
Organism: Alosa alosa (allis shad)
Lineage: Eukaryota; Metazoa; Chordata; Actinopteri; Clupeiformes; Clupeidae
Product: FAD-dependent oxidoreductase domain-containing protein 1-like
Cellular component (GO): cytoplasm
Molecular function (GO): oxidoreductase activity
Source: RefSeq, a predicted model, not a curated record
AAAAACUGCCAUGAAACAGAAGAAGAAGUUUCUGUCUAAUACGAUCGAUUUCCUGAAAUUCACUAGGCUACUUUAUCAAAGAACGAAGCGUGUGUAUCCGAGUUAACAGAACAGGCUUACUUUCACCUCUACUGUUUCAGUAGUUAAUCGGUCCAACAAUGUCAUCUUGGCAGAGGUUAAUCUCAAGAAGGCAUCACUUUCAAGCUGUGUCAAUGCAGGCUCAGAUGGUAUGGUCAUACACACGCAUUUGGUCACAUCGGACCCGACAUGUCAGCACCGGAGUAUCAACACGAAGUGACUUUUUAAAAAGCCUAGAGCUUCACAUGAAAAAUAUGCGCAAAAAGGCAGCAGCGGCUCUACCAGGUAGUAACUGGAGCCCCUAUGAGAUGACACCUGGGCUCCCUCCAGAGAGAGUGGAUAUCUUAAUUGUUGGUGGGGGCGUUGUGGGAUGGUCGAUAGCCUACUGGCUAAAGAGGAGAACAAAACCACGGGACUCUCUUCGAGUGCUAGUUGUGGAGAAGGACCCUACGUAUGCCCAGGCCUCUACUGUGUUGUCAGCUGGAGGAAUUCGGCAACAGUUUUCUUUGGCAGAGAACAUACAACUCUCCCUAGCAUCUGCUGACUUCUUGAAGAAUAUCAAUGAUCAUCUUGGUGUCCUCAAUGAAGAUCCUGUGGACUUGCAGUUCAACCACUCAGGGUACCUCUUCAUAGCAAGUGAAAAGGGGGCACAUGUUAUGGAAACAAACUAUCAGACCCAAAGACAUGCUGGUGCCAAAGUCAAACUUCUGUCUCCAACGCAGCUCAAAGUCAUGUUUCCGUGGAUUAAUACUGAUGGAGUGGCAUUAGCCUCUUAUGGUCUUGAGAAUGAAGGCUGGUUUGACCCUUGGACACUCCUCUAUGCUUUCAGACGCAAAGCGUUGUCAAUGGGGGUUGAACAGUGCUUUGGAGAAGUCACAGGUUU